Glycine soja is the source of this 1119-nucleotide messenger RNA. RefSeq lists its product as uncharacterized. The record is from RefSeq and is a predicted model, not a curated record. The transcript has a single exon. Gene Ontology annotation, molecular function: DNA binding. The coding region runs from base 1 to 1119 and encodes 372 amino acids. NCBI's taxonomy places the organism in Eukaryota, Viridiplantae, Streptophyta, Magnoliopsida, Fabales, Fabaceae.
AUGGCUGAACCAUCAUCCGCUGCUGCUACUGCAAGUGCAACGAGGAAAAAUAAGGCAGACCCAGGCUGGAAAUAUUGCCAUUCACUAGUGGAAGGAGAUACAAACACCAUUGUUUGUAAUUUUUGUGGAAAAAUCACUAAGGGAGGAAUAACCCGAGCCAAACAACACCUGAUUGGGAAGUCGGGCAACGUUGCAGCUUGCAAGAAAACUCCCCCAAAUGUAAUCGAAGAGUUGAAGGAAUAUAUGGCUACAAAAAAAAGUGGGACCACUUACAGUACUUCUGGCAGUGGUAAUAUGGCAAAUAUAAGAGAUUUUGAAUUUGGUGAACCGAUUGGAUGUGAUGGAAGUGAAGAAGAUGAGUUUGCGGACUCUUGUAAUGCUGCUGCAAGUGCAAAGACAAAAUGUGGGACUAAAAAAGGACCAAUGGACAAAUUCUGUAAGAAUCCAGAAAAUGCAAUCAAUCGGAGAAAAAUGGAGAUGCUGAGGCAAAUGAACAUAAGAGAGUCAAUGGAUAAGAAUGAAGUAUUGAAGGUGCAUCAACAUAUUGCUCGCUUUUGGUACCAAGCAGGUUUGUCAUUCAACCUCAUUAAAUUGAAAAGCUUUGAGAACAUGGUUGCAGCCAUUGGUCAAUAUGGGCCACAUUUGCCCAUUCCUAGCUAUCAUGACAUCAGAGUUCCACUCUUGAAGAAGGAAGUUGAAUAUACUGAAAAUUUGAUGAAAGGCCAUAGGGAGCAAUGGGUCAAGUAUGGUUGUACUAUUAUGUCCGAUGCAUGGACUGAUCGGAAACAAAGAUGCAUCAUUAAUUUUUUGAUUAACUCUCAAGCUGGUACCAUGUUUUUGAAGUCUGUUGAUGGCUCUGAUUUUGUGAAGACAGGUGAAAAGCUUUUUGAGUUGCUUGAUGCCAUUGUGGAGGAAGUUGGAGAAGAGAAUGUUGUUCAAGUUGUAACCGAUAAUGGGAGCAACUAUGUUUUAGCGGGUAAGUUGUUGGAGGAGAAAAGGAAACAUAUUUAUUGGACUCCUUGUGCAGCUCAUUGUAUUGAUUUGAUGCUUGAAGAUAUUGGGAAGCUUCCCUUGAUAAGGAAGACCAUUAGAAGAUCUAUGCCCAUUCUAGUACCUUAA